Molecule: messenger RNA, 799 nt
Organism: Aegilops tauschii subsp. strangulata
Lineage: Eukaryota; Viridiplantae; Streptophyta; Magnoliopsida; Poales; Poaceae
Source: RefSeq, a predicted model, not a curated record
AUGUGGGUCGCCCCCCAUCCCAGGGCCGCCCCUCUCCCAGGGCCACCCCCCUGUCGCCUGCGCCAAUCCAGCCCCCUGUCGCUGGAGGGGGCCUCACCAACUCGCCUCGUCGGAGGGGGUGCUGCUGCAGAUCGUUGUCCCCCUCCCAAGGCCUCGCCAGCUCCAGAGAGUACUGCUUCAGAUCGAGGAUCUGCUCGCCGGAGGGGGUACUGCUUCAGAUCGGCAGCCCCAGGUAGGACCCCAGAGGGAGCGACCCUGCGGAGCCCCUCCGGCCGGAAGUACGAUGGCGUGGUUCACUGCGCCGUCGGUGUCAGCUGGUCGUCUUUCCGGCCGUUGCUGAGUGACGCCGGGAGAGUGAUAGACAUCACCCCGAACUUCUCAGCCAUCCUCACAUAUGUGCUGCACAGGGUGACAUUCUCCAAGAAGCGCCUCGUGCCCCAGCUGCUCCUGUCGCUCAACAAGGCGGACCUGGAGUUCUUGGUCGGGUUGCUCGAGGAAGACAAGCUGAAGACGGUGAUCGACUCGAGGUUCCCGUUGAGCGACGCAGGCAAGGCGUGGCAGAGCAGUAUCGAUGGCCAUGCCACUGGCAAGAUUGUCGUGGAGAUGGAGAGCUGAUCGUCGUCAAUGCUAUUAUUACCAACACACUUGCAUGCAGACAGUGGAGAGGAAUACUUAGGAUUGAAUUAUACAGACUAGUCAUUUGUACGUUUGUUUAUGAGAAAAUAGCCAAACUAUCACUAUUUUUCUGCGGGGACAAACUAUACCUAGUUGAAACCAAGAAUGCCAAAACACCACUAUG